This is a messenger RNA of Trichosporon asahii var. asahii CBS 2479, 3555 nucleotides long. RefSeq names its product hexose transporter. Gene Ontology annotation, cellular component: membrane. Gene Ontology annotation, molecular function: carbohydrate:proton symporter activity; DNA binding; zinc ion binding. Bases 1 to 3555 code for a protein of 1184 amino acids. Gene Ontology annotation, biological process: transmembrane transport; carbohydrate transport; DNA-templated transcription. The record is from RefSeq and is a predicted model, not a curated record. The transcript is spliced from 8 exons. NCBI's taxonomy places the organism in Eukaryota, Fungi, Basidiomycota, Tremellomycetes, Trichosporonales, Trichosporonaceae.
AUGGUCGCAGCAGGAGCCGCUGGCGCUAUUGGCGUUACUGACGGCCUGUCGAGUAUUCUGGCCGGCAGGGAUAUCCGAUGGUACAAGGGCCACUACCUCAGGCUCACCAUGAUCUGUCUUCUGAUCAUCAUCACGUCCAUGACAAACGGAUACGAUGGAUCCAUGAUGAAUGGUCUCCAAUCCGUCAAGAACUGGCAGGAGUACUUCAACAGCCCGUCGGGAACAACGCUCAGUUUGUUCAACGCCAUCCAGAACAUCGGCACGAUCGCUGGUCUUCCCUUUGCUCCCUACGUCUCUGACUGGUUUGGCCGUCGCUUCGCUAUCGCUUUCGGAUGCUGCCUCAUGCUUCUCGGCACUGCGCUGCAGACUGCGUGCCAGAACUUUGGCAUGUUCAUCGCCGCCCGUGGCAUCAUCGGUUUCGGCCUUUCCUUCUCGUGUCUUGCCUCCCCCGUCCUCAUCACCGAGAUCGCCUUCCCCACCCACCGUGCUCCCCUCACGUCCAUGUACAACUCGACCUGGUACUUGGGCUCAAUUGUUGCUGCGUGGACCACCUUCGGAACCUUUAGGAUCCAGAACACUUGGUCCUGGCGUAUCCCCUCGCUGCUGCAGGGUCUGCCCUCGAUCCUCCAGCUUGCUCUGAUCUGGACGAUUCCUGAGUCGCCCCGUUGGCUCGUUGACCAUGGAAAGGUUGAGAAGGCGGCGAACGUUAUUGCCAAGUACCACUGCAACGGUGACCGCGAAGACCCUCUCGUUGCCUUCGAGCUCGCCGAGAUUGAGGAAAGCAUCCGCAUCGAGAAGGAGAACCAGACCGGUUGGAUCGACAUCUUCAAGGGCCGCGGCAACCUCCGCCGUCUCCGCAUCAUCAUUGCCAUUGCCUUCUUCUCGCAGUGGUCUGGUAACGGUCUUGUCUCCUACUACCUCGUCCUCGUGCUCAACGGCAUCGGUAUCCGCUCGCAGGGCCACCAGACUCUGAUCAACGGCAUCCUCCAGGUCUACAACCUCUUCUGGGCCUACGCUGGAGCCUUGGCUGUCGACCGUCUCGGCCGUCGCUUCCUCUUCCUCACCUCGACUGCGGGAAUGUGUCUCUCGUUCGUGUGCUGGACGAUCUGUUCCGCUAUCUUCCGCCAGAGCUCUACCGUCUUUGACCAAGAGUGCAUGACCAAGUACCCUACCAGCUACGAGGACAACUGCACUGCACUGAACGCCAACCACGCUGCGGGCAACGGAGUGCUCGCAUUCAUCUUCCUCUUCUACGCCUUCUACGACAUUGCCAUGUCGCCUCUGCUCGUCUCUUACACCGUCGAGAUUGUCCCGUUCAAGAACCGCUCCAAGACGCUCAUGCUCAUGCAGCUCUCGGUCAGCGCCGCCCUCGUCUUCAACCAGUACGCCAACCCCGUGGCCCUCGAGGCGCUCAACUGGAAGUAUUACAUCAUCUACUGUGUCGUGCUUGCCUUCGAGUUUGUCUACUGCUACCUCUUUGUCGUCGAGACGCGCGGCAAGCACGGCCCCCUGCCGCUCGAGGAGAUCGCGGCCAUCUUCGACAGUCCCGGCGCCGCCUGGGGCUUCAAGAAGCGCCAGUUCAUCGACGAGCCCAUCGACAACGAGUCGCACCCAAACGCUCUUGACAUCGAUGACAAGAAGGGCCUCGACCACGAGCGCGUCAGCGAUGUCUCCAAGGCAGAGGGUCUCGAGAGAUCUGGCCCGUCAGCACAGAAGGUGGAACCAAUGGCGAAGUGGCAGGAUGGCAAGCAGAUUCCGAGUGCGGGAGUCCGAGAUGUUGAUCUGUGGCCAAUUGCGGAGAGGUGGCACUGCGCUGCAGGACAUAGCAAGGGAUGCAGAAAACAACAGGCGGCGGCCGCGGCGGCGCAGAACGGGGGAACGGAGAACGGGUUCGCGCACGAUCCGCGAGGUCCCGGGCCAGUACGGAACUCCUUCAGCCGCACGAGCUACGGCCCAUACGACCGCUACGAUGAGUACGAGAGUGUUCAAGGCACGCCGAGGAGCGGGUAUGCUGCCCUAGGAACUCCCCGCUCGCCCUAUGGUGCGCCUAACCCUGGCGCGCUGCGCGGCGACAUCGGCGGCCUCUCCUGGCUCGACAGCAUGAUCGAUGGCUCGCUUUUCCCCGAUCUCGGCGGCUUCGAGAUGCUCGGCCCCGGCACGACGCAGUUCGGCAACGAGCAGGCGCAGCUCCUUUCCCUCGAGAGUCCGGAGAAUCUGGCUUCGGGAGCUGGGUCAGCAACAUCAGCUAACGGAGCUGCCCAGAGGGCGGUGCGGGACCGAUCACCGCAAAUCGAGGAUGUCACGAGCUGGGCCAACAUCUCGCACUAUAUCUCACUCUAUCUUGCGUACCUCUGGCCGCUGCUGCCGCUCGUCCACCGUCCUACAUUUGCAGAAAACCUCGUUUCGCGGCUCGAUUUGAGGGACACCGACUUCCGUGCCCUCCUCCUCAGCAUCGUCGCUUUCACCAUCAGCCAGCUGCCAACGACGCGGCUGGUUACGGAGCAGUUUGACGUCGAGGGCCUGAAGCGCCUGCAGCGCAAGUGUCACCGAACGAGCCAGGCGCUCCAGAAGGGGUACACGGGGCAGGUAUCUCUCACGCAGAUCUGCAUCAUUAUUUUUAUCGGACUGCAGCACACGGCGGCGGCGCGUCUGGGCCAGGCUGUCCAGCUCGCCUUCUGCCUCGGCCUGCACAGCGAUGCGCGCACGGAGGCGCUUGGUCUCGAUCCCGUCGAGGUGCAGCUUAGGCGGCGAGUGUUUUGGCAGCUGUACGCGAGCGACAAAACCCGCGCCAUCCCCGGCAACCCAAUGCUGAUCAACGACUUCCAGGGCGUAUGCUCGUACCCCGAAGCCGUCGACGACGACUUCAUAACCUCGCAAGGCAUGUUCCCUCAGCCAUCAUCCAAGACCUCGCUGCUGGUCGGUUUCGUGGCCGUCUCCAAGCUCUUCAGAGUCAUGUCCGAGUGUUUCUUCCACCACCGCUGCCUGCAAAGCGGGCUGAAGACGAUCAACUCGCAAUGGCCGCAACUCGCCGAGGAGCGGAUCCACAAGCUCCUGAACGAGCUCCCGCUCAGCAUUCAGGACCCGAAUACGGCCUCGGCGAACCGGGCCAUCUUCGCGACGCAGCGCGCCAACAUUCUCAUCACGACCGCCAUCGUCAAGUUUGCGCUGUACGACCUGCGCUCGGCGCUGGCAGAGGACGAGCGGGGUGAGCGCGGCGGCGAUAGGAGUGAGCCAGACAGUAAUGACUCGAAUGAGACGAGGGACACGCGCGAGACGCGGGAUCGCGAGCGCGAGCGCCAGGUCAUUGCGCGCGAGAUUUACAAUCUCCUCAUCAGUAUUCCCGUCGAGGACCUCGCGAGUAAUGGCGAGAGCGUGAGGAGCAAAGUCAUCCAUAUUGCAUGUGCGCUCGUCAACACCAACACGAGCGAGGACAAUACGCUCAUCAAGGACUGGUGCGACAUGUUCUCGGCCAUCAGCUUUGUGCAGAUGCCCGUGCCGUUGCUCGACUCUCGCGCCAAUACGCCUCCGCCAGCCGCCGAGCCGCCAGUCGCCUAG